Molecule: messenger RNA, 6736 nt
Organism: Physcomitrium patens
Lineage: Eukaryota; Viridiplantae; Streptophyta; Bryopsida; Funariales; Funariaceae
Product: callose synthase 9
Biological process (GO): (1->3)-beta-D-glucan biosynthetic process
Cellular component (GO): plasma membrane; 1,3-beta-D-glucan synthase complex
Molecular function (GO): 1,3-beta-D-glucan synthase activity
Source: RefSeq, a predicted model, not a curated record
AGCUCUCUCGCCUUUUUCUCCUACCGCGCGCCCAAACUUGGUCUGAAAGCACACCACGAUGUUUCUAGCCAUGCAUUUCGGCCCCGCACACCGAUUAUCUGCCGGUUUUGCUCGCAUUGUUUAGUCUUCCAUCGUUGCAUCUCUUCAGUGCAAUAUGUCAGUCUCUUCAGAUCGGAUUCUAGACCAAGUUUCUCCUCUCGGUUGACCGUAUUUCUGGUUCGAAUGUGAAGCGGGAGGAUUGACUGUGCGUGGGGGGAGGUUUCCGUCAGGAAUUGUCGGUGAUGAUGUUGUUGUAAUUCGAUGGAGUUUUAACACAACUUACUAAAGUCAUUUUGUUGAGCAUUUUGCUAUGAGUGUUGAUGCGGAUACUGUUGUGGAUUGGAUUUGUGAGGGGGAGGGGGAGGAGUGUGUGGCAGUGUGUGCGUCGUUGUAGCGGGUGUAUGAGAGCUUCGUCGAUCGAGAGGAUGAGGUUUGAGAUUAGGAAUCGGAAAAGUCGAUUGUGAAGUGUAGGUGAAAGUAUUUUGGGAAGCAGGUGGAUUUGACACAGUGAUGGCGCCGCACUCGCACGUGCCGCACCUCGAGCGAAGGCGGGUGGUUGGGCGAUGGGAGGAGCUAGUUUCGAAGGCGAUUGAUGCAAAGGGAAAGCGACCUUUUCUAAGGUUAUCCCGUGGAGAGUACGAGGAUACGGUAGUGCCACAAUUCUUGCAGGAGCAGAACAAUAAGAUAUCCGACAUAUUACAAACGGCUCAUGAUGUGGAGAACGAUUAUCCAAUUGUCGCGCGUAUCUUAUUUGAGUAUGCUUACGACUUAUCGCAAAAAAUGGAUCCAAAGAGUGAAUCCAGGGGAGUGUUGCAGUUCAAGACGGGAUUGCUAAAGGCUAUCAAGUUAAGAGCUGAUGGGGAGAAAACAGAUCGGAGUGAAGCUAUAAGUAUGCUUCAAGACUUUUACCAGUACUUAAAGGGUCAUAUUGAUCGACUCGAGGAUGAAAACGUGUCCCGGGAGCAACGCAAGAAAUAUAAUAAAACACCCGAAGAGUGGACGGAGUUGAAAAGGAAAGUUUACAUCACGUCACAGAUUCUGAAUGAGGUAGUUGAUUACUUGAGUCCGAAAACGAAUCAGGACGUGCAAUUUGAUUCAGACCUGAAAGAGGAUCUGAAGAAGACUGCGGAAAAGGUUAACGAUUUCAAAGCUUACAAUAUUAUACCUUUUGAGGCUCCAGGCGUGGUUAAUCCUUUUCAAUACUCUCCAGAAAUAACGGCUGCCAUCAAAAGCAUAGAGUUUGAGCCAUCUGGUGGUCAUGAAUUCGGUGUCGACUUCAAGCCGCCAAAAAUGAGGAACCUGGAUAUUUUCGACUUUUUCCAAUAUGCAUUUGGGUUUCAGGCUGACAACGUUUUGAACCAGCGAGAGCAUCUACUCCUCCUUGUGGCCAACGCACAGUCACGCGUGAAUAAUAUCGUGAAAGCCAUCUCCAACGUAGAGGAAAAAUUGCUGGGAAACUAUGAACGAUGGUGUAAAUAUGUGAAGAGGGUGAACUCUACGAGCCGGAAACCACUAGAUUCUUCUCCAAGAUCAAUGAAGCUCUUUUGGGCUGCCCUAUAUCUCUUGAUCUGGGGAGAGGCAGCAAACGUGCGGUUCCUACCGGAGUGCCUUUGUUACAUCUUCCAUCAUAUGGCAUUUGAGACUUAUGAACUGCUGAAUAAUCCCUUCAAUCAGAAGUCAACGAUCCUCAAAGAUUCUGAAACAUUUCUUGAUGCGAUUAUCAAACCCGUUUAUGAAGUAGUGGCUGCGGAAGCGAAGGUUUGUAACCAUGGAAAAUCUCCGCAUUCAAGUUGGCGAAACUACGAUGAUUUUAAUGAGUAUUUCUGGGCUCCCUCUUGCUUUGAAUUGAGUUGGCCGUGGAGGCUACAUUCGGGCUUUUUUGUGAAGCCAAUGCAGGUUUCUGAUAAGGUCAAAAAAUUUAAAUUUCGAAAGGCACAAGACCAAAUGCCACUUCUGGAACAAAACCAUCGUUCGGAAGGAGAGCAUGCGAUGGAGAGGAAAGCAGGGAAAUCUAAUUUUGUCGAGCAUCGCACCGGUUUUCACCUGUAUCAUAGCUUCCACCGACUUUGGAUUUUCCUUGUCUGCAUGCUUCAGGGUCUUGCAAUAUUUGCCUUCUGUGAUGGGAAGUUGAACAAUGCCAACAUCAAGUAUGUCUUGAGUGUGGGUCCUACAUAUUUUAUUAUGAAACUUUUACAGUCUGCGUUAGAUGUAAUCCUAAUGAUCGGUGCAUACAGAAGCACCCGGUACCGCACUGUGGCAAGAGUGUGGUUGAGUUUAAUCUGGUUCGCUGGUUUCUCAGGAAUUAUUACCAUCCUAUAUGUGAAAACAAUUCAGGAACAAAAUAGUGGAUCAGGAUUAAGUACAUGGUUUAGGCUUUAUUGCAUUCCCUUGAUAUUCUACGGAGGAUCUGAACUUUUUAUUUGGCUGUUUUUAAACAUGCCGGGGCUCCGAAUACUAGCUGCGAGUUGUUCGAAUUUUGGCCCCACAAGGUUUUUGAAGUGGGUGCACCAGGAGCAAUAUUAUGUGGGACGCGGGAUGCGCGAAAGUUCCAGCGAUUACUUUUCGUACCUCGUAUUCUGGGCGAUCGUCCUCGCAUGCAAGUUCUCCUUCAGCUAUUUCCUUCAGAUUAAAAGUAUGGUGGGGCCAACCAGGAUUAUCAUCGACCUCACAGACAUCAAUUAUCGAUGGAGGGAUAUUGUUUCAAAAAGUAAUCAUAACGCGCUCACACUUGCUUCGUUAUGGGCUCCAGUUGUGAUGAUUUAUUUUCUGGACCUACAAAUUUGGUAUACAGUUAUAUCUGCACUUGUUGGAGGUUUUGAUGGAGCACGGAUCGGACUCGGAGAGAUCCGAGACCUUGAAAUGUUGCGUCGCCGCUUCUUUUCCUUGCCAUCAGCAUUUACGACGAAGCUGUUACCCCAUGAAUCCUUUCAGAAAAAUUCGAGGGAAUCGGUUAACAACGAUGAAUCUAAGGUUAAUGCCAUGAAAUUCGCCCCUAUUUGGAACGAAGUGAUCACAUGCUUACGUGAAGAAGAUCUUAUCAGCAACAAGGAAAAGGAGUUGUUACUCAUGCCUAAUAAUAAAGUUUCAAGAACGCCACCUUUAAACGAUCUCUUAUUGAUCCAGUGGCCUCUGUUUUUAUUAUCUAAUAAGGUAUUUUCUGCAAUUGACACGGUAAAUGCAUACAAACAAUCUAAAAAUAAGGAGCUGUGGGAUAAAAUAAAGGAUGAUCGCUAUAUGAUGUAUGCUGUACAAGAGGCCUACUAUUCUUGUAAAAAUAUAUUGGAGUACCUACUGGUGAAAGACCAAGGCGUUCUAUGGGUUAAAAGCAUUUUCGCCCUCGUGGAGGCUAUCAAACCUGAUGAACAUUUGAAUGACAUAUUUCGUUUCAAUAAGCUUACGAAAUUGCUGGAUAAAGUUGCAAAUCUGACGGGUGUUCUGAUCAAUGAGGCUGCGAAUGAGGUUUUUACAGUUGCUGCAGUUCGGGAAAAAUUACUAGAUCUUUAUGACAUGGUGACAAGGGACUUUGUGAGGGAGGAAACUAACGUUUCAGUGGAUCAACAACUAUUUUCAGAGUUUUCUCUCCCAACUCAUGAAUUCAUUUCACAAGUUCGUAGACUGAACAGUAUUUUGACAAGUAAGGAAUCAGCCUCAGAAGUUCCAGUGAAUGAAGAGGCUCGCAGACGCUUGGAGUUCUUUAGCAACUCUUUGUUUAUGACAAUGCCCAAAUCACCUCCUGUCCGUAAAAUGUUUUCUUUCAGUGUGUUCACGCCGUACUACUCAGAGGAUGUGAUUUACAGUAUCGAAAAGCUAACUAAACCAAACGAUGAUGGUAUCUCCAUAAUAUAUUAUCUGAGUACUAUUGUUCCAGAUGAAUGGAAAAACUUUCUGGAGAGACAAUUCCCAAAUGACCUUGAAGCUCGGAGGAUUUUUGCGAAGACAGUCCUCCCUAAGAAGGAUUAUAAGAAGGAGAAGGAAAAAUCGAGAAGCCUGGACGAUCUGGUGGAUGAGGACAAGAACCAGCUACGUCUUUGGGCUUCAUAUCGAGGACAGACUCUUGCGAGGACAGUUCGUGGGAUGAUGUACUAUAAAAAGGCUCUUAUAUUACAAGCAGAACAGGAGUCCACUUAUGGAUCAGCAGAGGAUUUAGAACAAGGACUUCAUCAUUCAACACCUAGUUCUCCAUCAGAUUCAGGUGUCGUAACUGCUCGAGCUCAGGCGGAGUUGAAGUUUCUUUAUGUUGUUAGUGCUCAACUUUACGGGGAACAAAAGCAGUCUACCAAUCCUGAAGAUCGGCAAAGAGCUACAGAUAUUAAGUGGUUGAUGAAAGAAUAUGAUUCUUUAAGAAUUUCCUACAUUCACAAGGCCAAGGUGACGAAGCGGGACAAGACGAAAGUUUACGAAUACUAUUCUAAACUCAUGAAAGGAUUGCCGGAUGGGAAUGAUCAGGAAAUCUACUCCAUAAAAUUGCCUGGAGAAGUUAUUCUGGGAGAGGGCAAGCCUGAAAACCAAAACCAUGCAAUUGUAUUUACUCGUGGAGAGGCCAUUCAAACUAUUGACAUGAACCAGGAGCACUACUUAGAAGAAACUUUUAAGAUGAGGAACCUCCUAGAAGAAUUUGAAAUCCAAUAUGGGGGUCGGUUUCCUACCAUUCUUGGUGUUCGUGAGCAUGUUUUCACUGGAAGUGUUUCUUCUUUGGCGUGGUUCAUGUCACUGCAGGAGCGGAGCUUCGUUACUUUGGGACAACGGGUUCUUGCAAAACCACUCAAAGUGAGAAUGCACUAUGGGCAUCCAGAUGUCUUUGACCGCAUUUUCCACAUCACAAGGGGAGGCAUUAGCAAGUCAUCCAAGCAGAUCAAUCUUAGUGAAGACAUUUUUGCAGGGUUCAAUUCCACUUUACGACUAGGGAAUAUUACUCAUCAUGAAUAUAUUCAGUGUGGCAAAGGGCGAGAUGUGGGAUUGAAUCAAAUUGCGGCAUUUGAAGGGAAAGUAGCUUCUGGAAAUGGGGAGCAAACCCUUAGUCGUGAUAUUUAUCGGUUGGGCCAUCUAUUUGACUUCUUUCGAAUGAUGUCUUUCUUCUUUACUACAGUCGGUUACUACUUCACGACUAUGUUGACUGUCUUGACCGUAUAUGUGUUCCUUUACGGCAAGGUAUACCUGGCACUAUCUGGAGUGGACGCACAACUCAAAAUUAAAGGUCUUGCCUCUAAUGUGGCAUUACAAUCAGCACUUGAUACACAAUUUUUAUUGCAAAUUGGUGUUUUCACUGCUGUACCGAUGAUCAUGAAUUUCAUUCUGGAGGAGGGACUAUUGCGGGCAAUUACAAGUUUUUUCACAAUGCAGUUUCAAUUGAGUUCAGUCUUCUUCACCUUUUCGCUUGGGACAAGAACACACUAUUUCGGCCGCACCAUUCUCCACGGAGGUGCCAAGUAUGCAAGCACUGGACGAGGAUUCGUUAUCGAACAUAUCAAAUAUGCUGAAAAUUAUCGAAAUUACUCCAGAACCCAUUUUGUGAAAGCGUUGGAGAUUAUGCUGCUGCUUAUUGUGUACCUGAUAUACGGAGCUCCAGAACGGACAACUUUCACCUACAUCUUACUUACAUUUAGCAGUUGGUUUCUUGCCGUCGCAUGGCUAUGGGCUCCUUACAUAUUUAAUCCCUCGGGAUUCGAGUGGCAAAAGACUGUGAAAGACUUCGAAAAUUGGACAAACUGGAUGUUCCAACAAGAAGGCCAGGAUGAAAAGGAUGAUAAAUGCUGGGAAGUCUGGUGGAAGGGCCAAAUAUCACACAUUCGAACGCUCCGGGGGCGAUUUUGGGAGAUAGCACUCAGCUUGCGGUUUUUCAUGGUCCAGUACGGUGUUGCGUAUUCUCUUAAUGUCGCUGGCCAUGACAAGAGUUUCCGGGUGUAUGGGUUCUCCUGGUGUGUGCUAGUGCUUAUAGUGGUGUUAUUCAAGGUGUUUUCCUUGAGCAAGAAAUCUUUGGCGAAUUUCCAGCUCAUAGUACGAAUCCUUCAAUUAGUUGUGUUCUGCGGCGUCAUCUGCGGCUUGAUUUUCACUGUAGCUUUCACAAGUCUUACGAUCGGCGACGUGUUUGCAAGUGUGUUAUCACUUAUCCCCACGGGUUGGGGCCUUCUAUCUAUCGCAAUUGCAUUAAAGCCAGUGAUGAAAAAACUGCGCUUGUGGAAGUUCGUUCUAGCUAUAGCAAGACUGUACGACGUAUUCAUUGGAGCAAUUGUGUUCAUUCCCAUAGCCUUUCUAUCCUGGUUCCCAUUCGUCUCCACCUUCCAGACUCGUCUUGUCUUCAACCAGGCGUUCAGUAGAGGACUAGAGAUAUCAACCCUGCUGGCUGGAGGCAACCCUGACGUUGCCGGAAAUCAAUCCCAGCAUUCAAAAACUAGGUAACGUUAUCAAUUUUGUAUAGGUAGUGAAUUAUUACUGCCUCAGUUAGCAUUCUAAAUCUAUUGAAAUUAGUGUAUUUGUUAGGCGGUUACUCUUCAAACUUUGGUGGUAGCAUCUUUUUGCAAAAUACCUAAUGUACAGUUCUGUAUGGAACUGAACAUGUACUUUAAAAUGUAAUGUUGAUGAGAAGAGUUUGGAGUACUCGUGAACAUUCUAUAGUAUCGAUUUUAGCCACAAUAUGAACCAAUGUUGACACAAUCGGUGAACUUAGUGAUCAAUCCUUUUUGACAUUAAUACCCUUAAA